Molecule: messenger RNA, 1245 nt
Organism: Megalops cyprinoides (Indo-Pacific tarpon)
Lineage: Eukaryota; Metazoa; Chordata; Actinopteri; Elopiformes; Megalopidae
Gene: lsm4
Product: LSM4 homolog, U6 small nuclear RNA and mRNA degradation associated
Exons: 5
Coding region: 1-450 (149 amino acids)
Biological process (GO): P-body assembly; mRNA splicing, via spliceosome; nuclear-transcribed mRNA catabolic process
Cellular component (GO): U6 snRNP; spliceosomal tri-snRNP complex; P-body
Molecular function (GO): U6 snRNA binding
Source: RefSeq, a predicted model, not a curated record
AUGAAAGCCGGAGCGAUUGACUCUCCGCUGCCCCUGUCUUUGUUGAAGACUGCACAGAACCAUCCUAUGUUGGUGGAGCUGAAGAACGGCGAGACGUAUAACGGUCACCUGGUCAGCUGUGACAACUGGAUGAACAUCAACCUGCGAGAAGUCAUCUGCACCUCCCGGGACGGAGAUAAGUUUUGGAGAAUGCCGGAGUGUUACAUCCGAGGCAGCACCAUCAAGUACCUGCGCAUCCCGGAUGAGAUCAUCGACAUGGUGAAGGAGGAGGUGGUGUCUAAAGGCCGCGGGCGGGGCGGAGCGCAGCAGAACCGGCAGCAGCAGAAGGGGCGUGGCGGGGGCCCUGGCAGAGGCGUGUUUGGAGGGCGUGGCCGAGGUGUGCCGGGGGCUGGGCGGGGCCAGCAGGAGAAGAGGCCUGGCAAACCGCAGGGCGUGAAGAACCAGCACUGAAGAGGAGAGGGGUGGGCGUGAGAGGGGCGGAGCAAGGAGGGCGUGGUCCCGUUCUCCCGGCUCAGACGACGGGCCUGCUGUGGGCAGCCCUCAGCCCAGAGAGAGCGCAGUGGGAGCGGCCUGGACCUCCCAGGCCCCCCGGCUGUCUCUGCCUGCUCACCACCGCACCGCACCCAUCACUCAGUACCGGACACUGGCACAUACAUUUGAGUUCUCUUUUUAUUUUCAAAAGAAAAAAAAUUUGGUUCACAAGCAAUUUAAAAAGUGCGUAUCUGUCGGGUUCUUCAGACACUUUAAACAUUGCUGGUAUGAAGUUGCAUAUUGAAGAUGUUGUUUUAUGUGUAAUUAAUCAGACUUCUGGGACUCUGUCAGCUUUGUAUAUUUGUGUAUUUAAGCGUUCCUAACCCCUGCUCUGCAGGGUGGAAGGCUCAUUGUCUGAGGAGAUGAUGCCAGUUCAAGCGUGAAUCAUAUAGUUUGACCUUCUAUUCACUCAUUUAUUGAGAGAUUUUUUUAGGGGGGAAAAAGGAGCCCAUAAUGUUAAUAUUUCUUUACAUGAGGGGGGAAAAGAACAAGAACAAUAAACAAUGUUUUUUUUUGUUAAACUCAAACAGUUGUUUUAGUGAAUGGAAACUCAUUUCGGUAGCUGCCUACUGUCCAAACCACGCGUGUUUCCAGAGCAGCAGAAAUGAGGAGAGCACCAGCCUGUGUUUGGAGAUGGAUUUCUCUGUGCCUACAGCAAAGCAGUGACUCAGUCUGCAGCUCAGUAUUACCCUCACACCCAGGGACAGAUUUGUU